AUGGGGAUUUGUCUGUGUGGGUUAGGGGGGAAUGGGAUGGUUGUGUGGUUCUUAGGCUUUAAAAUGAAGAAGAACCCCUUCACUGUCUACAUCUUCAACCUGGCUGUUGCUGACUUCUCUGUGCUUCUUUUGUCUUUUCUGAUCAUAUUGGUAAAUUUUUGUGUCCAAGGAAUUUAUUUUCAUGAUCAGAAUGCCAUUUUUGCCUUCUGCUAUUGGGUACACGCACCGUACUACUUCUUUCACCUUACUGGUCUGGGUCUCCUGACAGCAUUAUGCACUGAACGAUGUAUUUCUGUCCUCUUCCCAAUCUGGUACCGCUGUUCCCGCCCAAAGCAUUUGUCAGCCAUUGUGUCUUGUGUUCUUUGGGCUGGUUCUGUGCUCUCUACUUUAUUAGUUUUAAUCAUUUUCUCAUCACUGCUAUUGUUUUCCAACUUGAUCCUGUUCAUCAAACUUCGAUAUGGCUCACAGAGGCGUCAUCCUGGGAGACUCUUUGUUGCAAUCUUACUCAACAUCCUCUUCUUUUUUGUCUUUGGGAUUCCUUACAGUGUAGAGAUAAUACUCUUUGUUUAUCAUUCAAAUGAAUUAUUACCUGAAAAUCUGUCUUUCUUGCUGGCAUCUCUGAACAGUAGCAUCAACCCUGUCAUUUACUUCCUGGUCGGGAGCUACCGUCAACGUCGGUUUGAGGCCUCUGUGAAAGCUGCCUUCCGCCGUGUGUUUGCAGAGAAAACAAUGUGCGAAGAGGGCAGCCAAGACCUCAGAGAUACUGCUGCAGAGAGCAGUGUGUAG
Molecule: messenger RNA, 786 nt
Organism: Tinamus guttatus (white-throated tinamou)
Lineage: Eukaryota; Metazoa; Chordata; Aves; Tinamiformes; Tinamidae
Source: RefSeq, a predicted model, not a curated record